CGCCGGAGGUGUCGUUGGUGACUUGCGCGGCGGCGGCGUCUGGGAGGAAAGCGGGGCCUGCUCGGGAGCGAUACCGCGAUGUCGAUCGAAAUCGAGUCUUCCGAUGUGAUCCGUCUUAUCAUGCAGUACUUGAAGGAGAACAGUUUACAUCGGGCCUUGGCUACCUUACAAGAGGAGACUACCGUCUCUCUGAAUACAGUGGACAGCAUUGAGAGUUUUGUGGCAGACAUUAAUAGUGGCCAUUGGGAUACUGUUUUACAAGCUAUACAGUCUCUGAAAUUGCCAGACAAAACCCUUAUUGACCUCUAUGAACAGGUUGUUCUGGAAUUGAUAGAACUCCGAGAAUUGGGUGCUGCCAGAUCACUUUUGAGACAGACUGACCCCAUGAUUAUGUUAAAGCAAACACAGCCAGAGCGGUAUAUUCAUCUGGAGAACCUCUUGGCCAGGUCUUAUUUUGAUCCUCGUGAGGCAUACCCAGAUGGAAGUAGCAAAGAGAAAAGAAGAGCAGCUAUUGCCCAAGCCUUAGCCGGGGAAGUCAGUGUGGUACCUCCAUCUCGUCUCAUGGCAUUGCUCGGACAGGCGCUGAAGUGGCAACAGCACCAAGGAUUGCUUCCUCCUGGUAUGACCAUAGAUUUGUUUCGAGGUAAAGCAGCUGUCAAAGACGUGGAAGAAGAAAAGUUUCCUACACAGCUGAGCAGGCAUAUUAAGUUUGGUCAGAAAUCACAUGUGGAAUGUGCUAGAUUUUCUCCAGAUGGUCAAUAUCUGGUCACUGGGUCUGUUGAUGGAUUUAUUGAAGUAUGGAACUUUACUACUGGAAAAAUCAGGAAGGAUCUUAAAUACCAGGCACAGGAUAACUUCAUGAUGAUGGAUGACGCUGUCCUCUGCAUGUGUUUUAGCAGAGAUACAGAAAUGUUAGCAACUGGGGCCCAAGAUGGAAAAAUCAAGGUGUGGAAGAUUCAGAGUGGACAGUGUUUAAGGAGGUUUGAAAGGGCACACAGUAAAGGUGUCACCUGUCUAAGCUUUUCCAAAGAUAGCAGUCAGAUCCUUAGUGCCUCUUUCGAUCAGACAAUCAGAAUUCAUGGUUUAAAAUCUGGGAAAACCCUGAAGGAAUUUCGUGGUCAUUCCUCUUUUGUUAAUGAAGCAACAUUUACACAAGAUGGACACUAUAUUAUCAGUGCUUCCUCUGAUGGCACUGUAAAGAUCUGGAAUAUGAAGACAACAGAAUGCUCAAAUACCUUUAAGUCCUUGGGCAGCACUGCAGGGACAGACAUUACUGUCAACAGUGUGAUCCUGCUUCCUAAAAACCCAGAACACUUUGUGGUGUGCAACCGAUCAAACACUGUGGUCAUCAUGAACAUGCAAGGCCAGAUUGUCAGAAGCUUCAGCUCUGGUAAAAGAGAAGGUGGUGACUUUGUUUGCUGUGCUCUCUCUCCUCGUGGUGAAUGGAUUUACUGUGUGGGGGAAGACUUUGUGCUCUACUGCUUUAGCACAGUCACUGGCAAGCUGGAGAGAACUUUGACAGUUCACGAGAAGGAUGUGAUUGGUAUUGCACAUCAUCCUCAUCAGAAUUUGAUUGCUACCUACAGUGAAGAUGGACUCUUAAAGCUCUGGAAACCCUAAUUCACCUUUUAAAAAUCUAGCUUGAAGCAUGUACUUAGAAGACAUACUUAUGUGUUUGUUUUUUUCAGGUCAACUUUCUAAAAAAAAGAAAAAAGAAAAAGUAUCCCAUUUAGCCAAGCAUAAUUACAGUCUUAAAAAGUUACUUUUAAAAAUAUAUUUUUAAGAUUUUAGUUUUUCUGCUUAUAACUAUGGCAGACAUAUUACUGAUAUUUCUAGGAAAAAAAGAUGGACUUCUUUGAUUAUCUAAAAUCCUGAUUGCAAUUUACUUCCCAUCAUAAAACUUGUAAAUACCCCAGUAUUCAGUAGCUGUUUUUUAAGAUGUUAAUAAAGCACACAUUUCUGGAUACUUUGUAAAUAAUAUUCAUCUCGUCAGUAUGUUUACUAAAAAUGGUGAGAGAACUCAUUAUCAUCAAGUCCUGAGUUCACAUUGAUAGCAGUUGGAUUGACUGACAUAAAAACUAUCAUAAUCUCAUGGUACUGUCUUUUUUGCUCAUUUUGAGCUGUGCCUUCACCUAUGUUCAGUCUAACUUCAGGGAAUAUAGUCCCCCAUCUUCUGGUUGGAAAUAGUUGCAGGAUCAGUUGAGACCAGUUUUGGCAUCAUCUGUCAUGUGGAGGAGGGUUUGGCAUUGAAAAUGAAUUGCUGUUACUAGAUAAGCACUAUACCUCUUGAGCUACGCCCCCAGCCCAAUAUGCUGUUCUGAAAAAUUAGACAAGAACCUGAGAUUUAAGUCUUUUGUAAUGAUCAUAGUCAUCAGCUAAAAACAUUUCAAAGAUAAUAAAACUCUUAAAUACUUUGCA
Molecule: messenger RNA, 2418 nt
Organism: Dipodomys spectabilis (banner-tailed kangaroo rat)
Lineage: Eukaryota; Metazoa; Chordata; Mammalia; Rodentia; Heteromyidae
Gene: Smu1
Product: SMU1 DNA replication regulator and spliceosomal factor
Exons: 12
Coding region: 79-1620 (513 amino acids)
Biological process (GO): mRNA splicing, via spliceosome
Cellular component (GO): precatalytic spliceosome
Molecular function (GO): protein binding
Source: RefSeq, a predicted model, not a curated record